This is a messenger RNA of Aaosphaeria arxii CBS 175.79, 2734 nucleotides long. RefSeq lists its product as uncharacterized. Lineage: Eukaryota; Fungi; Ascomycota; Dothideomycetes; Pleosporales. The transcript is spliced from 8 exons. The record is from RefSeq and is a predicted model, not a curated record. Bases 153 to 2528 code for a protein of 791 amino acids. Gene Ontology annotation, molecular function: ABC-type transporter activity; ATP binding; ATP hydrolysis activity.
UAGAUAUUGAUCCCCGACUAGGCAAACGAACAUAGAUAUUGAUCCCCGACUAGGCAAACGAACAUAGAUUUGCAGAAUGAGAACGAUGAUGGAUCGCUAGUAAGCUGCCAGGAAUGUUUGACCAUCUUAUAUUUCUUCCCACGCAUUAUUGAAUGAUGCUGUGCGAUGCAAUCUUACGAAGAACCGUCCUCUCAUUCCCUUUUUUCAGGGUCUGCUGGCAUGCCCACCCUUCCAUCUUACGGAUAAUGUCAUCAGCCAACUCGCCUUGUCUGACCGGUGAUACUCCCACCAACCUCACUACCUCCGACAAUUGUAGUCCAGGUUUUUUUUGUCCCAACAACGACGGAGACCACCCUCCCCAAUAUUGCCCACCUACAAAACAAUGCCAGGCCAGACGCUUACUCAUGAUAAAAAACAUAUGUCCAGAGCCUCAAGGAUUGUAUGAGCCACAUAUCUGUGCUCCAGGUUACUACUGUCCAUUGGGCGGGAGACAAAAAUUACAAUGCCCGAAAGGGCAUUUUUGUCCUACAGGAAGUGAACGACCUCGACUAUGCAGUGGAAUCCACAUAUGUCCGGCUGGAAGUUCGAAGCAAAUGCCAAUCACUGGGCUCACAAUUGUCGUUCUUAUAGAUGUUCUGAUCUUACUUUUUAUUCUAUUUCCAUGGCUUCCAACUCGCGUCAAACGACACAUGAAACUUCCCCUGCAUGUCAAAGAUGCCAUUAUCUGCACUCCGUUGAGUCGAAAAAGAUCGUCCCAACGCAAUUCCGAAAUACUUGAGACCUAUGACGGCUUGCAGAAGUUUGUAGAGUCUUCAAAACGAGGGAUCGGUACAGACGCCGCAAGAAUACAAAUCGAGUUUGAGAAAUUAGGAUUUACACUUAAAGGGAAACAAGGAAUGGUGAAUGAGGUGCUGAAGGAUGUUACAGGGUCUGCCAGUCCCGGUUCUUUGCUUGCCGUCAUGGGAGCUUCAGGCGCUGGUAAAUCAACCUUCGUCAAAGUUCUUACUGGCAAGGCCAGGGCAACGUCUGGUAUCACAUCUAUAAAUGGAACCCCGACGAGUAUGACAACGAAAUUGAUUGGAUACGUUCCACAAGAUGAUAUCGUACUUCCGGAAUUAACCGUUCGCGAAAAUAUACUCCACUCGGCCCUUAUACGCCUUCCAAAAGGAUGGACAAGACGAGAAAUUGAGGAGCAUGUAGAUACGUUGAUACAUUGCCUCGACCUUUCACAUGUCGAAAAUAGUCUUGUUGGAGACGUGAUAAACCCUGUCCUUUCAGGGGGUCAAAGAAAGCGGGUGAGCAUCGGUAUUGAGCUCGCUGCCGCACCUAUGAUGCUCAUAUUGGAUGAACCUACAUCUGGCCUGGACGCAACGUCGGCUCUCUCCAUUAUCAAGCUUCUCAAGUCACUUUCUGAUCUAGGAGUGAACGUUAUAUGUAUAAUUCAUCAACCUCGACGAGAGAUCUUCCUGUCAUUGGAUCGAGUGUUAUUAUUAGCGGGUGGUCGGCAGAUUUAUCUCGGAAACACGAAAGACUCAGUGUCUUAUUUCAGAGAUCUAGGGUAUUCCAUCUCGGACGAAUGCAAUCCGGCCGACGCGAUCAUAGAUAUAGUCUCUGGGGAUACCCAACGAUACGCGUCUCCAUUGCUACCUCAACAUGAACCCCAUUCCAUUCAUUCUUUGGCUGAUAUCUGGAAAGGGCAUGAAGGCGGAGAGAGGGCAUCAACUCAAAAUGCGACAAUCCAGAACACACGUCAAAAAUUUCAGACUGACGCUCUUGCGGCUGCAGCUGCACAAAGAGGCGCCCCACAAAUCCGACAAAUAUUCUACUGUCUAUUACGGGCCUGGACUCAACAAUCUAGACAGAAAGUGGGUUUCAUACUAGAAAUUGUAGUUGGUGCAAUAUCAGGACUUAUGAUCGGGCUUGCAGUGUACCAAUUGGACGGUCUUUUGUUUCAAGGAGUCUAUCUCUCUCCUUUCGAACUUCUUUCAAGCUCUACAAAUUACACAUUAGUCUCUGAGUUAGGUUUGUUGAAUAGUCUAGCUAUAGGGCUGGCAGCGGCAGCACCAGGAGUCAAGACCUUUGGUGAAGAGAAGACGCUAUACUGGCGGGAGACUGCCUCUGGACACAGUCGAUCAGCUUAUUUCAUAGGCAAAAUUUUGUCCACAUUCUUUCGCAUAGGGCUAUCGUCGCUCCAUUUCACGGUUUUCUACGCGUUGUUAGCGACACCAAUAAUGCCUUUCGGGCAGCUCUACCUCUCUCAUCUGCUGUACUUCUACUGCAUAUAUGGCCUGGCGUGUGCCGUGUCGAUGGUCGUGUCACGAAAGGAUGGACCAUUGCUUGCUAUGAUUGUGAGCCUCAUCAUAGGAAUCUUUGGGGGAUACGGGCCAUCUCUCUCUACAGUGAAAUCGUGGCAUCUUGAAUGGAUAUGGCGAAUGUGUCCUGGUGUAAGCUUAUCGCAGCAUUCUGUAUCAACCUACUUACUUGGUACCAGACCUGGUUUUCUGAAGCGUACUUUCACGCCCAUGUGACUCCUUUCUCAUAUCUCUAUGAUAUUGAAGCCGCUGCCAAGUGGACAGGUUACACUUUAGGUCAAAUCGAUUUGGAUUUCGGGUCAGUAUUAGCUACUUUAUCUCUGCUUACCUGUUAUCUAUGAAACUCAUAUGAAUGUCAGAAUGCUUUUCAUCAUUGGAACAAUCUACCGAGUGCUAGCGUACAUGGGACUUACUUUUCUUAA